GACCCAAAUUUUAUACAAAAAAAUUUAAAGGGAAAAAUGUUAAAGCUGCAAAGCAUUCAGUUAAAGGAAGGGCUCGGGAAAGAUGAAAAAGUAAUAAAUUUUUUAAAUACAAGCAAAGUGAAAGUAGAAGAAUUUGAUGAAGAAAUGAUUGAAGAAGAACUAAUUGAAUCUUUGAAUGAGAUGGGGAAAAAAUUUGGGCAAAUCAAAUGUAAAUAUUUUUUGUUCGAAAGUUAA
Molecule: messenger RNA, 234 nt
Organism: Meloidogyne enterolobii
Lineage: Eukaryota; Metazoa; Nematoda; Chromadorea; Rhabditida; Meloidogynidae
Source: the annotation of a GenBank genome assembly